Seminavis robusta is the source of this 813-nucleotide messenger RNA. The record is from the annotation of a GenBank genome assembly. Lineage: Eukaryota; Bacillariophyta; Bacillariophyceae; Naviculales; Naviculaceae.
AUGAACAACAACAUGAGCAGCACCCCCUGGACAACCACAAGUAUGGUACCAAUCUGCCCAGCCCCUCCGGCGCCAACGCUGCUGGCGCCUUCCUCCCAACAGCUGAACACUCCUUUGAUCGCGUCAACGCUGGUGCUGGAACCGUCUCUGAGCGGACAGCCUCCCGCACAGAAUCCCGAUCAGGGCUUCCCCGUCAGGUUGCAUUACAUGCUAACGGACAUUCAGAAGGAAGGAAUCUUUACUCACAUUGUGUCCUGGCAGCCCCAUGGACGGUGCUUUGUGGUUCACGACAAGAAGCAGUUUGUGGAGAAGAUUCUCUGCCUCUGGUUCCGCCAGUCCAAAUGGGCCAGCUUUCAGAGGCAGCUCAACAUGUACGGCUUCAAGCGUUUGAGCCAUGGGCUGGACAAGGGUGGCUACUACCAUGACCUCUUCCUCCAGAACUGCCCGCAGUUGGCUCGUCAAAUUCAGCGACACAAGGUCAAGGGAAAAGGACCUCGUCGUCCUGCUCAGCCCGACGCCGAGCCAAACUUCUACAGUUUGCCCUCCAUGAACAGCCCUCCUCCGCCUGCCCCUGCGGUCAAGAACUACCACCACACGCAUUAUUCCUGCGGCGCGCCAGCAAACGUCAUGGCAGCCACCUUGCCACAGCCCACCACUGGUGCACCGGCUGGUGCCAUUACCCUUCGAAACACGGUUGGGUUGACGCUCUUGACGGUCCCCAAGCUGUCGGAUAUCUUUCCCACCCUCCCGGGAACCCGCAAUGCAGAUGAAGAGGAUGCCUUGACGUUGGAGGAGUUGGCUUUGUUCAGUUAG